This is a messenger RNA of Trichomonas vaginalis G3, 1353 nucleotides long. RefSeq names its product proteasome regulatory particle assembly. Gene Ontology annotation, molecular function: protein binding. The record is from RefSeq and is a predicted model, not a curated record. Lineage: Eukaryota; Parabasalia; Trichomonadida; Trichomonadidae. The coding region runs from base 1 to 1353 and encodes 450 amino acids. The transcript has a single exon.
AUGUCUGAUCAAGACAUUCAUCCAAUUAAAUAUAGUGAAUUGCGAAGUAUCUACAAAUACUACAUAGAUUCAUUUGAUGCUUUAUAUCAGUUAAAAACCGAAAACGAAGAAGAUUUAAACAAGAUUUACAAAAUACUCAAGACAGAGUUGAUUGAUUCAAAGAAAUAUCUUCCCAAAAAUCUUAUAGAAGAUAUUUUGGUUUUAAUUUCUUAUAAUAACCGCUAUACUAUGUCAUACUUGAAACUUGUGAAAAAAAUAUCUGAUGAAUAUCAUGUAACAGAAGUCAAUGGCUUUAGAGAUGUUUUUAACUACAUCUUUUAUAAAGAAUAUGGGAUUAUAUUAAACAAAUCCUCUAAUUUCGAACAUAUUUUAUUCGAAAACAUAGAUAUUUUAUCAGAAGAUACAAUUUACAGAGCAAUUAUGAAUAAUGAUCUAGAAAGAUUUAUCUCAUUCACUGAAAGAGAUGGAUUUCAUGAAAAUCAAAAACUUGAAAGCGAUUUAUUUCCAAAUCCAUCAUAUUGUUACGUUAGUGGAUAUUCAUUACUUGAAUUAUGUUGUUACUAUGGAGCAGUUGAUUGUUUCAAGUUCUUAAUAACCAAGUUUAAAUCAAAAAUAACUCAAACAUGUCUAGAAUUUUCAUUUUUAGGCGGAAAUCAAGAGAUCAUGAGUGAAUGCUUGAAACAUCAGGAACCAAAUGAAAAAUGCAUGAAAUAUGCAAUUAUUUCACACAACAUUGAUUUUGUUACAUUCUUGAUGAAUGAAUAUAAUUUAAAAAUUAAUUUAGAUUCAUGUCAUUAUUAUAAUAAUCUUGAUGCAUUUUUAGUUUAUUUCGCUCAAACUAAUGAUAUUAACGAAUGUUUUGUUUCUUCAACAUUGUUUGAUAUUCCAUCCCUUUGCGAAUAUUUCCUUUUACAUGGUGUAGAUAUUAAUGCAAAAAAUAACGAUGGACAAACAGCUCUUCACAAAGCAGCACAAAAUAAUUUGAAAGAAAUAGCCGAAUUUCUUAUUUCACAUGGUGCAAACAUCAAUGAAAAAGGUCAAGAUGGAGAAAACGCACUUCAUUUUGCAGCAUAUUAUAAUAGUAAAGAAACUGCAGAAUUUCUUAUUUCACAUGGUGCAAAUAUCAAUGAAAAAAAUAAUUAUGAACAAACCGCUCUUCAUGAAGCAGCAUUGAAUAAUAGUAAAGAAACAGCUGAAUUUCUUAUUUCACACGGUGCAAAUAUCAAUGAAAAAGAUAAAGUUGGAGAAACUGCUCUUCAUAAAGCAGCAUUAAGUAAUAGCAAAGAAAUUUGCAAACUUCUUAUACCUGAGAAUUACACUUUCCGACAUUUUUGGGUCGCUUCGCGCCCCUGA